Messenger RNA from Drosophila guanche, 578 nucleotides. Its product is annotated as thioredoxin, mitochondrial. Lineage: Eukaryota; Metazoa; Arthropoda; Insecta; Diptera; Drosophilidae. Gene Ontology annotation, biological process: cell redox homeostasis. Gene Ontology annotation, molecular function: protein-disulfide reductase activity. The transcript is spliced from 2 exons. Gene Ontology annotation, cellular component: mitochondrion. The record is from RefSeq and is a predicted model, not a curated record. Bases 55 to 486 code for a protein of 143 amino acids.
CAUUUGUCAGGCCACAAAUAUCAAUUCUCGUAACAUUACUGCUUGAAAAAAAACAUGCAGCGAAAAUUACUAAACACGCUGGGACGCGGCACGCGUCAACUCAUCCAUGGACAGCAGAUGCGUGCACUGUCAGUGUCGUCGCAGCAGCGGGAGAUCUUCAAAGUGCAGAGCGCCGAGGAUUUCGACAAAAAGGUGAAGAACAGCCAGACACCCGUGAUUGUGGACUUUUUCGCAACCUGGUGCAAUCCCUGCAAGCUGCUGACGCCGCGCAUUGAAAAUAUUGUGGGCGAAAAUGCUGGCUCCAUAAAGCUGGCCAAAGUGGACAUCGAUGAGCACAGCGAGCUGGCCCUCGACUACGAUGUUGGCGCCGUGCCUGUGUUGGUUGUGCUGCAGAAUGGCAAGGAGAUUAAGCGCAUGAUUGGACUCCAGGAUGAGGACAAAAUACGCGCCUGGGUCGCUGCCGCCGUGAAGGAAUCCAAGAACUAAGUUCAGCAGAAAAAAAUGGAGCCUAAGCUUUAAGUUAAAACUUCUUUGGACUUUCGAAAUAAAUGUUUAAUUACAACCGUUGCAACAACAAA